UUCAUGAAGUCUUCAGGAAUAAAAACAGCACUUUAUGCCAUAAGGCUGGAAUUUAGCCUUACCAUUCUUACCUUUCCAAUCUUCUUGUUGCGUUUCUGGUUCUUGUUUUCUUCUUCCCUUCACCCUUCAAAAGGGUGCCCCUUAAUAAGGAUGAACCUCUCAUAGAUUCACGUAUGCUCCAGAAAUUUGAACUAUUAUUUUGCAACUCUUCUUGCCAAAUUUUGAAGGGACAUUUGGGUUGUCUAUAAAUGAACGAGAACAGGAUUGAUUGUGUAGGACGGACUCAACAAAGCUAUGGCCUAAAUGGUGAUUGGAAUUCUGAGUUUGGCAAUUGUUCUAGUCAAUAUUUUGAUGUGAGACAGGCUUCAAAUAUGGGAACUUGCAAUCAGCCACUUGCAAUGGCCAGUGGUGGAGGAGUGGAACAGGAACCACACAUAGGCCAAAACAAAUCAUCUAGCAGCAUCAUAAGCCGUUUCAAGUCUCCUGCUUCAGCCUUUUAUGCAACAGAAAUGUGCAUGGGUGGUUUCCCUCAAUAUGAUAGCCAAAUUGGCAAUCCAUCUUUGAUGUCUCAUUCCUCCAAGUUUAAUGAUAUGGAAUUUCCUUUAUAUCAAUCUCUCAGGCAAAGCCUAUUCAUGCCUUCAUUAGCAAACCAACCUCCCCCCAAAUUUGACUUGUCAAAUCCCUUGCAAGAAAUGCUCAAAUUUCAUUUGAAUAGUGAUCAAUGUGUUAGAUCUCUUGAAACAUUUAAUAAAAUCCCAUGUGGGGAUUUUCCUGGCAGCAAUUUUCUUCCAAUUGAACAACAUAAGUUAUUCAUUGAUGAUGCUGCCCCAAUUAGUAGAAGCCCUUCAAUUCCUUCUAAGGGAAAUCAGGGUCAAACAGUUUCUUGUGGCUCAUUCAAUUUGCCUUCUGCACAGCUUAGUUUUUCUUCUCAGCAAGAGAUGCUGUCUCCAACAGGUAGCAUGCCAACUAAUUCUGGAAACUCUAGUUCAAAUGGAUCAGUAGUUUCAAGUAAAACAAGAAUAAGAUGGACUCAGGAGCUUCAUGAGAAGUUUGUUGAGUGUGUGAAUCGCCUCGGAGGUGCUGAGACAACACCAAAAGCUAUAUUAAGGCUGAUGGAUUCAGAUGGAUUGACCAUCUUCCAAGUUAAAAGUCAUUUGCAGAAAUAUAGAAUUGCCAAAUUCAUGCCACAGCCAACUCAAGGGAAAUCUGACAAAAGAACCAAUGCAGAGAAUGUGCAUCUUGAUGUCAAAACUGGCUUCCAAAUUAGAGAGGCACUUCAGUUGCAGUUAGAUGUUCAGCGGCGUCUUCAUGAACAGCUAGAGAUUCAGAGAAAAUUACAGUUGAGGAUUGAGGAGCAAGGUAAGCAGCUGAAGAUGAUGUUUGACCAACAGCAGAAGACAACUGAUAGCCACUUGAUUACUGAGAAUAGUGAUAGACCAAUUAGUUCUAAAGAUGUUCUGGUUUCCAUUUAUGAAGGGUCUGAAAAUUCCUUGUUCUCUUCCAAGAUAAGUUAGUUCUCCAAUCUCAUAAUUUCAUAGCUCUAUACAUAAACAAUUAAUUUCAGUUACACAGUGUGCCAACAAAUCAUACUCAUUGUAAGAGACUCAAACCACAUCAGAAAAUUGCAUUUUGAGAAGUAAAGCACUCUUACUGUCCUGCAAGUAAAAGCUCAAUAAGUUAGUCCAUAUAAGAAGAGUGUGCUACUUUAGCAUUACCUGAAAAACACAUCAUAAUUGGUUAAUUGUAAUUUUCAUAAAGAAAGCUUUUGUACAAGUUUAGCACAGUUUUGUUCUCU
This is a messenger RNA of Glycine soja, 1795 nucleotides long. RefSeq names its product myb family transcription factor PHL5-like. The coding region runs from base 249 to 1514 and encodes 421 amino acids. The record is from RefSeq and is a predicted model, not a curated record. Lineage: Eukaryota; Viridiplantae; Streptophyta; Magnoliopsida; Fabales; Fabaceae. The transcript has 6 exons. Gene Ontology annotation, molecular function: DNA binding; DNA-binding transcription factor activity.